AUGACCAACGAUUCUCCGGAGGGGGAGAUCCGAGCUCUGGGCGGAGGAGGAGGAGGCAGUGGAAGAGGAGGAAUCGCACAAAGGAGCCGAGCGGACGACAAUGUCACCAUCCUGACGUCCUCCAUGGAUCUCCUCAGAGUCGGCCGCAGCAGAGCCAGCAGCGGCACCGAAGCCGCCCCGAGCCUCGCGUCCUCCGUGGACCUGAGCACCGCUUCCAUGGAGCUGAGCAUCCAGACGCGCAUCUUCAAGAUCAUCGUCAUCGGCGACUCCAACGUGGGGAAGACCUGCCUCACCUUCCGCUUCACCGGGGGGAGCUUCCCCGACAAGACCGAGGCCACCAUCGGCGUGGAUUUCAGGGAGAAGGCGGUGGAGCUCGAGGGCGAGACCAUCAAGGUGCAGGUUUGGGACACAGCAGGACAGGAGCGCUUUCGUAAAUCCAUGGUGGAGCACUACUACCGCAAUGUCCAUGCAGUGGUCUUUGUGUACGACGUCACCAAGAUGAAUUCCUUCCGCAACCUACAGACAUGGAUAGAGGAGUGUAAUGGCCAUCGGGUCUCAGCAUCAGUACCUCGAGUCCUGGUUGGAAACAAGUGUGACCUUGUGGACCAAAUACAGGUGCCCUCAAAUACGGCACUAAAGUUUGCUGACGCUCACAACAUGCUGCUGUUCGAGACGUCGGCCAAGGACCCAAGGGAGAGUCAGAACGUCGACUCUAUCUUCAUGUCUCUGGCCUGCCGUCUGAAGGCCCAGAAAUCCCUGCUCUACAGAGACGUGGAGAGAGAGGAUGGGAGAGUGCGACUCACACAACAGACUGAGACGAAGAGUAGUUGUCCUUGUUGAGGAAAUGGGGGAGUGGGAGGCAUUAUCAAUGGGAAGAGAGAAGAGAAGAAAAGAAGAAACCUAGAAGAGAAGGAUGGGGAUGAUUGCAAAGCGAAGACCGAAUCAUCGUUAUCCAGAGACGAUGCUGAGGAUAGAAAGAGAAGAGGAAAAAGGGGAUGGGAAGUGACAUAUUUAUUAACAAUUCAGAAGAAGACAAUGUUGCCUUUAAGACUCUGGUGUCAUAUAGAAAUCCUUCCAAAUUUUCCAAACACAGACACAAGCAAUGCGCAGGAAACAUCACAAGUUAAACAUGUCGGUUAUAUGAGGGGGAUCCACAAUAAACUGAAACCUGUUCUGGCUCUGUGUUUGUCACAGCCUUUAACAUUCUGAGGCACCACAUUAGACCUUGUAUAUCACAGGCUAAUUUCUUUGUCUGUCAGUAAUUUUAAAUUUCAUCCACAUCCUAACUGAAAGCAGUAUUUCCAAACCUUUUCCUUCUGCCUUAAAAACCUGCCUGCAGUCUUGGAGUUUGAUAAACCAGUCUGGCAAAAGUAGGGUAGAGGUUUUACUUUUUUUAAGUAUCUUAAUCACUUGAGAUGAUCUUGGUUUAUACAACAGAAGUAACAACUUGUCGGCCUCUUAAAUGGACGACUUGAGAGGAAGAAUGACUCUUUUUUUUGUCUCUGCAUUUUACUGUACCUGAUAUCUACCCAUCACAACUUGACUUAAAAUCACUGUGAAAAUACAAAUACGUGGGAAAGGUGAGGACACAUGUUAGAGGAGCUCGGUGAGCUCAGACAAGCCACAGUAAGACCUGGAGAAGGAGGGUUCCUGAAAACGUCCCAUUUGGAGGCUGUCAGGCAGUAUGGCACAUAUUGAUUUAGAGGCUGUAAGAUCCUCUUACCCUUGAGCAGGAGAAAUGCUCUCUGGCAGAGAAGUGCCGUCAUGUCAAGGCUCCUCUUUACCAUCGAAUUGUGAUGUAAACACUCCUCUCCAUGUUUUCGCUGGGGUGGAGUAGCUAAAUCCAACUUUCC
This is a messenger RNA of Pleuronectes platessa (European plaice), 1853 nucleotides long. RefSeq names its product RAB33A, member RAS oncogene family (gene rab33a). The record is from RefSeq and is a predicted model, not a curated record. The transcript has 4 exons. Gene Ontology annotation, biological process: Rab protein signal transduction. The coding region runs from base 1 to 840 and encodes 279 amino acids. Gene Ontology annotation, cellular component: Golgi apparatus; endosome. Gene Ontology annotation, molecular function: GTP binding; GTPase activity. Lineage: Eukaryota; Metazoa; Chordata; Actinopteri; Pleuronectiformes; Pleuronectidae.